Diplodia corticola is the source of this 3621-nucleotide messenger RNA. Its product is annotated as cu2+-exporting atpase. The record is from RefSeq and is a predicted model, not a curated record. NCBI's taxonomy places the organism in Eukaryota, Fungi, Ascomycota, Dothideomycetes, Botryosphaeriales, Botryosphaeriaceae. The coding region runs from base 1 to 3621 and encodes 1206 amino acids. Gene Ontology annotation, biological process: monoatomic cation transport. Gene Ontology annotation, molecular function: ATP binding; metal ion binding; ATPase-coupled monoatomic cation transmembrane transporter activity. Gene Ontology annotation, cellular component: membrane. The transcript has 2 exons.
AUGCCGCCCGAGGACCCCCCGCCCGCUCCGCCCGCAACCUGCGGCGGCAAUUGCUGUUCGAGCACCACCGCCACCGUCGACCUCGGAGCGGCCGCCUCGCCUGCCGGGGCGGUCCCGCCCGUCGACGAGGACGGCUGCGCGGACGGCUGCUGCGCCAAGGAAGAUGCGGGCAGCGUUGAAGCCGACGAGCAAAACGGCUGCGCGGAUGGCUGCUGCGAGACCGCCAGUGCUACCUGUGCCGACGACGUCGAGGCGCCUGCUGCGCGCCGAGAGCCCGAAGCGGGCUGCGACGAAGAAGACGCUGCUGCUCCGAAGGGGGCCGACGAUGGGUGUGCCGACGCGUGCUGUGCUGCUCCCGCUCCCGCUCCCGUUCCGCCGUCCGCCGCCGAGGAUGCUUGCCAGCGCGGCUGCUGCUCCGGCGCGUCGGCAGCGGCGCCGUCACCCGUUGUCGAUGAGAGCGAGAAGAUGGACGAGAAGCCCACUUGUUCUCGUUCUGCCUGCUGCGGCGGCACGAGCCCCGCUAAGAACGGCAAGAAAGCUCAAUGCUGCGAUGAUGGCUGUCUGGACGAGCUCGCCCUCCGUGACUGCGACGACGAGAAGUGCUCGCAAGCCGGCAGCUCCGCAUGCGAGUACCACAGGAAGAAGACGCGCAGUCAGUACCGCGCUUCCUUGGAGGCUCUCGGCUGCAUCUGCCGCGCCCUGCUUGCGCGCAACAUCGAGUCCUGUUGCAACCAGACUGCCACCCUGAGGCGCAGGCGUGCUGCGCGUCCAUCUUCCAGGACGUCUUCGAUGGCGAGGCAGAAGAAGGAGGCUUCUAGUUGCUGCUCUGGGUCUUCGAAGCCGGCCAGAGCGAGUGGCAGCGUCCGCGCGAAGAACGGCUCUUGCCGGGAUGCGUGCUGUGACGCGAAGCCUCCCAGUGUCAAGGAUGAUUCAUCGCCUUGUCAGGAUAGUUGUUGUGGAGUCAAACCUCCCGGCAUCGAAAGCAUUGCCUCGUGCCAGGACGCUUGUUGUGGAAAAAAGCCUCCCAGCAUCAAAAGCGCUGCUUCGUGCCAGGAUGCUUGUUGUGGAAAAAAGCCUGGUUCGGUCAUCAAUGUGAACAUUGACCGAGUUGACGUCGAACGAGGAGACGUUGAGAACGAGCAUGUCGUCUUUACCGUACAUGGAAUGACCUGCACUGGAUGCGAAACGAAGUUGAUGCGGUCUUUGACCGUCAUCCCGGGCGUGUCACGGCCCCAGACCAGCCUGCUUCUCUCGCGGGCUGAAUUUGAUCUGGACGGAAGGCUCCUCUCACCCGAUCAAAUCAAAGCUCGGCUUGAAAAAGAAACUGGUUUCAACUUUGACAAGGUUGCCAAUGACGACAAAGAGCUUGAGACUAUCGAGGUUCUCACCGGCGGCAACGCCAAGGCCUUCGUCACUCGAGACAUGCCUGACGGAGUCGCGAGUGCAUCUGUCGUGGACAAGGACGUUGUCUCGCUGAAGUAUGAUCCCAAGGUGCUCGGAGCUCGCGAUCUGGUGAACCACUCUUUCAGCGCUCCCCUAAAGCUGGCACCGCUACGCCCACCUCCGUCCAUUGCCUCGGGCCGCAAACAUGUAUGGAUUGUCGGUCUGCAGACCCUGAUUUCGGCUCUGCUCACGAUCCCGGUUUUGAUCAUGGCCUGGGCUCCGCUUCCAGAGCAUGAGAUUGCGUACGGUAGCGCCUCUCUGGCUCUUGCCACCAUCAUCCAGGUCUUCAUCGCUGGUCCUUUCUAUUCCAGCGCUCUUCGUAGCCUCAUCUUCUCUCGUGUCAUCGAAAUGGACCUCCUGAUCGUCCUCAGCACGACCGCCGCCUACGUCUUCUCCAUCGUAGCUUUCGCAUACCUCGUAGUUGGAUCCCCCCUCUCGACCGGAGAGUUCUUCGAGACCAGUACCCUCCUCGUCACGCUUAUCAUGGUCGGUCGCUUCCUCGGCGCCCUCGCUCGUCAGAAGGCUGUCGAGAGCGUUUCCGUGCUGUCCCUCCAGCCUGCCACAGCCCUUCUCUCAUCAAAGGAUGGCCAGGUCCACGAGGAAGAGAUCGACGCCCGCCUGCUCCAAUUCGGCGAUGUGUUCAAGGUCGUCCCGGAGACGCGCAUCCCCACCGACGGCACCAUCAUCUCUGGCUGUUCGGAAGUUGACGAGUCGAUGAUCACCGGCGAGUCUCGGCCGGUUGCCAAAGAAGUCGGAGCGGCUGUCAUCGGAGGCUCGGUCAACGGGUCUGGCGCUCUGCUAGUCCGGGUGAGCCGCCUGCCCGGCUCGAACACAGUUGCGAAGAUCGCGGCCAUGGUGGAUGAGGCGAAGAUGUCCAAACCCAAGAUCCAGGACCUCGCUGACAAGGUGGCUGGAUGGUUUGUUCCCGUCAUCGUGGCUAUUACGAUUGUCACUUUCAUCGCGUGGGUUGCCGUGGGCGUGGGGAAACGGGGAAUGGGAGGCUCCGAGGCUGCUGUCCAAGCUAUCACAUACGCCAUCGCGACGCUCAUCGUAUCGUGCCCCUGCGCCAUUGGCUUGGCUGUGCCUAUGGUUGUCGUCAUGGCUAGCGGCAUCGCGGCCGAGAAGGGCGUCGUGGUCAAGAACGCAGAGACACUGGAGAUUGCGAGGAAGACGUCUCACAUAGUCUUCGACAAGACGGGCACACUGACACAAGGCAAACUCAGCGUAACGAGCGAAGUCUACCCAGACGGACCUUCCGAUCCUGCCCUCGCCCUCCUCCUCGGCCUCGUCCGCGGCAGCAAGCACCCUGUCUCCGUUGCCGUCGCCGCACACCUAGAAUCAAAAGGCAUCACCGCCGCCACCGUCAACGACAUCCAGUCCCUCCCAGGCAAGGGCGUCGAAGCCACCAUCCCCGCCAGCUCCGCCAGCAACCCCACCACCGCCCCCCUCACCCUCCGCGCCGGCAACACCCGCUGGCUCGACGUGGAAUCCCACCCCUCCGUCUCCCCCCUCCUCGCCCCCGGCUCCCCCUCCACCACCUUCGUCUUCACCACCAACGCCCGCCUCACCGCCGUCUUCGCCCUCACCGAUACCCUCCGCCCAGACGCCUCCCCCGUGCUCGCCCGCCUCCGCGCCCUCAACAUCGCCAUCUCCCUCGUCAGCGGCGACGACGACGGCCCCGUCCACACCGUCGCAAACGCGCUCGCCAUCCCCCCAUCCAACGUCCGCGCCCGCGCCAGCCCAUCCGACAAGCAAGCCUACGUGCAGAGCAUCUCCGCCCACAACGCCGACACCGUCGUCGCCUUCGUCGGCGACGGCACCAACGACAGCCCCGCCCUCGCCUCCGCCUCCAUCGGCAUCCACGUCGGUGGCGGCGGCACCGACGGCACCGGCACCGGCACCGACGUCGCCGCCGCCGCCGCCGACGCGGUCCUCACGGGCGGGUCGCUGCGCGGCGUGCCGACGCUCCUGGCCAUCUCGCGCGCCACCUUUUCCCGCAUCGUCCUCAACUUCGCGUGGAGCGGCGUGUACAACGUUUUUGCCGUCUUGCUCGCCGCCGGCGCGUUCCCCGGCGGCGUGCGGAUCCCGCCCGAGUAUGCGGGGCUGGGCGAGGUGGUCAGCGUGGUGCCGGUCGUGCUUGUGGCGGUGGGGUUGAGGUGGGUUGGGGGGUGGGAGUAG